Rhododendron vialii is the source of this 660-nucleotide messenger RNA. Its product is annotated as B3 domain-containing protein At2g33720-like. The coding region runs from base 1 to 660 and encodes 219 amino acids. The transcript has 2 exons. Lineage: Eukaryota; Viridiplantae; Streptophyta; Magnoliopsida; Ericales; Ericaceae. Gene Ontology annotation, molecular function: DNA binding. The record is from RefSeq and is a predicted model, not a curated record.
AUGCCAAUAUUAAUCUUUGGCGUAUGGGUUGACCCUUCUUCACCACCACCACCACCUUUUCUUCGCAACGUAAACCUCCUUCAAUCCAAUGCGAUGGACGACAACGAACACCGAGAUGGGCAAAUUCCACCACCUUUUCUGGACAACUCCUCGCCUCUCAAUCAAGAAAGCGUUCACGCGCCGGACCAAGAACAACACGCGAGCAGUUUUGGACUGGCGGUAAUAGUACGGGAGCCGACACUCGCUUAUAACGAUCCCUGGAGUAUCAAGAAAACUCUGACGAAAAGCGACGUGAAUGAUGUUGGGGUGCUUAAAGAUUACAAAUUACUUAUUCUAACAAAUGAUCUCUGCAGGCUCAUGCUGAAGAAGAACGCGGUCCAGGUGCACAUACUUGGUAAGUGGGACGAAGAACGGAGGAGGGCAGUCAUGGAAACAAUACAAGGUGUGAGGGCGGAUGUUCGGGACGCAGAUACUGGUACUGUGCAUCAAGUGUCGUUUAAAAGGUGGAAGUCCAGCGGGAGCUUUGUUUUCACUAAAAACUGGGUUACCCAGUUCGUGAAGAGGAGGGGAUUGAAAGAAGGAGACAAGAUUGGGCUUCGUUGUGAUUCGCAGGAGUCGAGAUUUUGCUUUUGCGUUGGCUCCGCGAUGUUAGAUUCUUGA